Messenger RNA from Varanus komodoensis (Komodo dragon), 2970 nucleotides. It is a transcript of the gene BRD9, whose product is annotated as bromodomain containing 9. The transcript is spliced from 18 exons. Gene Ontology annotation, biological process: regulation of transcription by RNA polymerase II. Lineage: Eukaryota; Metazoa; Chordata; Lepidosauria; Squamata; Varanidae. Gene Ontology annotation, cellular component: nucleus. Bases 91 to 2103 code for a protein of 670 amino acids. The record is from RefSeq and is a predicted model, not a curated record.
CACUUCCUGCCAUGCCCUAGUGGAGUGGGACUGGUGUUUUGCUGGCGGGGCGGGGAAGAGAACCUUGUGUUUGCUGCUGCUUUUAUAAUUAUGGGCAAGAAGCACAAGAAGCACAAGGCAGAGAAAGCAGAAUGGAGGUCGACGUCCGCGCCGGUCGUCAGCGCCGCUGGGACUGGCGCCGCUGGUUAUGACGAUUCCAUUUUCUUGGCCACUUUCGAUUCAUCAGAUUAUGUGGAUAAGCCCUUGGAGAAGCCAUUGAAACUGGUAUUGAAAGUUGGAGGCAGUGAAGUCACAGAGCUUUCAGGGUCAGGACAUGAUUCCAGUUAUUAUGAUGAUAGAUCAGACCAUGAGAGAGAACGGCAUAAAGAAAAGAAGAAGAAGAAGAAGAAGAAAUCUGAUAAAGACAAAGAAAAGCAUCUCGAUGAUGAAGAGAGACGGAAGAGAAAGGAAGAAAAGAAAAGAAAAAGGGAGAAGGAACAUUGUGAUACUGAGGGUGAAAUGGAUGACUUUGAUCCUGGAAAGAAAGUAGAAGUUGAACCACCUUCUGAUCGUCCAGUUCGGGCCUGUAGAACUCAACCUGCAGAAAAUGAAAGCACACCUAUCCAACAAUUACUGGAACAUUUUCUUCGUCAGUUACAAAGGAAAGACCCUCAUGGGUUUUUUGCUUUUCCGGUCACAGAUGCCAUUGCUCCUGGAUAUUCAAUGAUAAUAAAACAUCCUAUGGAUUUUGGUACAAUGAAAGAGAAAAUUUCAGCAAAUGAGUACAAGUCUAUAACAGAGUUCAAGGCAGAUUUUAAACUGAUGUGUGACAAUGCCAUGACAUACAACAGACCAGACACUGUAUACUACAAGUUGGCUAAGAAGAUCCUCCAUACAGGCUUUAAGAUGAUGAGCAAAGAACGGCUGUUAGCUUUGAAGCGCAGCAUGUCGUUUAUGCAGGACAUGGAUUUUUCUCAGCAGGCAGCUCUUUUGGGCGAUGAAGACCCAGCUGUUGAGGAACCUGUGCCCGAAGUUGUUCCUGUGCAUGUAGAAACUACUAAGAAAUCCAAAAAGCCAAGUAAAGAAGUUAUUAGUUGUAUAUUUGAACCAGAAGGAAAUGCAUGCAGUCUAACAGACAGUACAGCUGAAGAACAUGUCCUGGCUUUGGUGGAGCAUGCAGCAGAUGAAGCACGGGACCGGAUCAAUCGAUGUCUCCCAAACAGCAAGAUAGGCUACCUGAAAAAGAAUGGUGAUGGGUCCUUGGUCUUUAGUGUGCUCAAUCCAUCAGAUCCAGAAGCAGAAGAGGAGGAAACCCAUCCAGUGGAUCUGAGUUCUCUGUCAAGCAAAUUGUUACCUGGUUUCACAGCAAUGGGCUUUAAAGAUGAAAGAAGGCACAAAGUUACAUUUCUUUCAAGUGCCAAUGCAGCACUUUCGAUGCAAAACCAUGCUAUCUUUCAUGAUCUUAAAGCAGAUGAAAUGGAACUACUAUAUUCAGCAUAUGGAGAUGAAACUGGGAUUCAGUGUGCCUUAAGUUUGCAGGAAUUUGUGAAAGAUUCUGGAAGUUAUAGUAAAAAAAUAGUGGAUGACUUACUGGAUCAGAUCACUGGUGGAGAUCAUUCAAAAACUAUUUAUCAGCUAAAGCAAAGGAGAAACAUUCCAGUAAAGCCACCAGAUGAAGUCAAAGUACCACCAGUCCUCAUAAAAGAAGAGCACAAAUUGCGCAAUACUUGCCCAGAUGCCUCCAAGCAAAGUAUGGUUGGAGAAGCCAUUGGAGACAAUACUAGUUCUGUUUUAGAUUUUUUAUCCAUUAAGCCCUAUUCAGAUGUGUCACUUGAUAUAUCCAUGUUGAGUUCAUUGAGUAAAGUUAAGAAGGAACUUGAUCAUGAUGACAAUCACUUACACUUGGAUGAAACUACCAAAUUACUACAGGACCUUCAUGAAGCACAGACUGACAGAGUAGGAUCCAGGCCUUCUUCCAACCUCAGCUCCCUCUCUAAUGCUUCUGAAAGGGAUCAGCAUCAUCUAGGAAGCCCAUCUCACCUAAGUGUAGGAGAACAACAAGACAUGGUCCAUGACCCCUAUGAAUUUCUUCAAUCUCCAGAACCUACAAAUGCCAAUAACUAACUUCAUAUAUACAGUAUUUAAUUUGUCUUCCUUAAUCUGCGUAACAUUUUUGCAUAAUUCCAUCAAAUAAUAUGCAUUUCAAUUUGUCCUCUCUUUUUUAUGAUUGCUGUGUAAUAAUGCUUGUGCAUAUAUUUGUAAAUUUGGCAUGAAUAUAAUGUAUCAUGGUACAUGCCCCAUUUCAUGCAGUAUUUUAGGGAUACAUAGAAUAGAUCUGAAGAAGUAGUUGCAAAUUACGUAUUUAAGAAGCCUAAUUUAUAUUUUUUUAAAGCUAACCAGCUGUUUAUCAUGCUGUUAAUCAUUAAAACUUUUAUACUUUAUGUACAACUAUUGCCAUGUAACAGUCUUCUACAAGGAGUAUUUUUCACUGGUAAUAUAGCUUUCAGAACUAUGGCUGUCUUUAUGUUGUCCCUUUUCUUCCCCCAGUUGUAAAGCGAAAAGUUACUGACACUCUAGAUCCUCUUAAUUUUGGAUGGACAAGAAUCUGUAAUAUUGAGUACUUCCUCAGAUUGUCCAGUUCUUAAAAAUGUUUUGUGAAUACAAGUGAAAUUGUACCUGCAGAAAGGGUAAAUAUUUUGUUGUUUUUAAAUUAAGUAUUUGAAAUUUGACAUUGAAUGAUUUUUUAAAACAAUAUUAUGUAUAAACUAGAAUAAUUAGUUGUUCAUUAACAAUAUUGUAAAUAUUAAAAAAAACUCUCCAAAAUGUACUUGUAUUCAGGUGUUUCCAGUAUAUAAUUUGUUUGCCACUUCUUCAUUAGAUUGAAAAUUGAUAUUCUAUAUCUAAAUCUGCUAAAAUUUAGAAUUAAAAAAUACUUUAGAGCACUUGUCAUGCAGUUCUAAUACAUAAAACAAAAUUGUUGGCUAUUCUAAA